Messenger RNA from Acanthoscelides obtectus, 515 nucleotides. The record is from the annotation of a GenBank genome assembly. NCBI's taxonomy places the organism in Eukaryota, Metazoa, Arthropoda, Insecta, Coleoptera, Chrysomelidae.
AUGAUUAUCGGUUGUAUUGACAAUUCAAGAAGACAGGUUCCAUUACUAAACGUAAAAGUACCGGAAGACCACGAGUUCCUGACGAAAUGGUGGACGCAGUUAGACACAGUUUCAGGCGUUCUCCGCGACAGUCCACUAGCAGAGCAGGAAGUGAACUUGGUAUUCCCCAGCCAACCGUAUGGAAAAUUUUGCGGAAACGAUUGCGAUUCAAACAGUACCGUCUGCAGAUGCUACAAAGCUUACGACCUGACGACCACGUAAAGCGACUUGAUUUUUCUUCUAACAUGCAGGAGGCAAUGGAAGACGACGAAUUUGCUAACUGUCUGGUAUUCAGCGACGAAGCGACAUUUCAUUUAAGUGGAAGGGUGAACCGUCAUAACAUUCGGAUAUGAGGUGUGGAAAAUCCGCAUAUGAUUGUGCAACAUGAAAGGGAUUCUCCAAAAUUGAAUGUCUUCUGUGCAAUAUCCAAAAAUAAAGUGUACGGGCCUUUUUUCUUUCAUGAAAACACUAUGAAC